GGCAAACCCUGGAUCCCGCCCAUCUGGUUGACCAAUCCACUAAUUAUAACGUUUCCGUUGAGGCGCUAUAUAACGUUUCCCAUAUUCUACCACGUUUCCGGGUCAGGAGGGCAUGAAACCCGGCGAAGCUCGCCCAUGUCUGCGGUGAGUCGCCACUCACGUUUUCUUGGCAACACUCAUGCGACCAGACAUGACGUCUUGUCUUGUCAGGCCUCCGAAUUGGCAUUUAUGGAAGCUUUCGGCACCUUCAAUCUCGCUUGAUGGGCCUUGCUUGCUGUUAGUUUCAAAUCCCGUAUUUAAUUAAGGUGUUAGGAGCUCAACUGCCCGAACUCAGCAAACCCAGGGAAAGGCAGCCAUGAUCCGACGGCGGACCGCAAUCUGCCCUGUCGUUGCCUCCCUCGUGAGCAUCUGCAUAGCGGUUAUCCUCCUUGCGUCUGGGACUGCACCAGGGAACGGCAAGGAUAACUACUGGUUGUCGGUGAACACCUCCCGAGUUGGUCAUCAAAUUGUCCAGUUGACCCCAGGGUCAAACACAGGCACAAUCGAGGGUAUUUUCGAAGACGAUACAUCCAGGUCUCUAGUCAACAUCACAGCAGCCGUCGACGACGGGGUCCAAGAUAUCCAGGGACAAGUCGUCAGCAACCUGGUCCAAAAAUUGGGAGUGAAGGACACGUACAAGUUGUACCUGACCAAGGCAUGCGAGGGUGACUACGAGAAUCCGGAUGACCCACACAGCGGUUCCGCCAUGAAGCGGUGCGUCGACUACGAGGACAGGAAGCAUGGACUUCGAAACAUCUCCAGCUCGAUGCCGAGCUACUUCAUCCUCGGGAACACCAACAUCUCGGUGCCUCUCGUGGUAGCAAUGGGCUCGACAGUCGAAUCACUCUUAUCACUCGCCACACAAGGGGCGCACGCCAUGCUCGUCCUGAUUAUCAUCGGCACGGCCAGCGUGGGCAUCGCCCUGUUCGGCUCCGUCGUCACGGCGGUUCAAGGCUUUCGCUGUCCCGUCGUCUGGAUCAACAUGUGCUUCGCAAUCCUGGGCGCAACCGCGCUGCUGAUAUUCGCAGCCACGGCCACGGCCAUCGUUGUGGGCGGUGCAUCGGCCGUUGACAGGAUGGGCACGGCAUGGGAUAUAAAGACGGCCAGAGGGGGCCCGUUUCUCACCAUGGCUUGGAUUUCUGCUUGUUUUUCUUUGGUCGGCAGCAGUUACUGGUUUGCUGUGUGGUUUGUAGAGUUUCGAGGGAUGGCCCUCAUAAGGAAAGCCAGGAACGUGGACGAGAUUGGCAACUGGAAAGGCAUUUUGAGUGAACUAGGUCGAGAUAUGCGGGUCCACGUUGAGAAGACAGAGGGGAGCACGGGUUCAAUACACGGAUCUCAAUGAAGGCCGAGGAAAACAUCAAUAGUUCAAAAUCAUGCUACCUCUGGUUUA
Phialemonium atrogriseum is the source of this 1429-nucleotide messenger RNA. RefSeq lists its product as uncharacterized. Bases 356 to 1381 code for a protein of 341 amino acids. NCBI's taxonomy places the organism in Eukaryota, Fungi, Ascomycota, Sordariomycetes, Cephalothecales, Cephalothecaceae. Gene Ontology annotation, biological process: fungal-type cell wall organization. The transcript is spliced from 3 exons. The record is from RefSeq and is a predicted model, not a curated record. Gene Ontology annotation, cellular component: plasma membrane; cell cortex of cell tip.